Molecule: messenger RNA, 1463 nt
Organism: Labeo rohita (rohu)
Lineage: Eukaryota; Metazoa; Chordata; Actinopteri; Cypriniformes; Cyprinidae
Exons: 3
Coding region: 609-1400 (263 amino acids)
Molecular function (GO): protein dimerization activity
Source: RefSeq, a predicted model, not a curated record
CUCAAUCCAGGCCGACGAGACCACCGAUAUUGCCACACAGUGCCAACUUGUGCUUGUGCUGCGGUACAUUGACGCCAAAAGCAACGUGCAGGAGAGGUUUUUUGAGUUUAUUCCUCUGCGUUCAACUACAGCUGAUUCCAUCGCUACAGUACUAAAAGAACGUCUUGCUGUCAUCCUUCCUGAGGAUCAAAAGAGUAAACUCAUCUCCCAAACUUAUGAUGGAGCCAGCGUGAUGAGGGGUGCCACUGCAGGUGUUCAAAGGAAGAUGCAAGAUGUGUACCCAAAUGCCCAUUACAUCCACUGCUAUGCACACCAACUCAAUCUGAUAAUGCAACAGGCCACUUCUCACAUAUCCAAAGUGAGGAUUUUUUUUUUCUGACCUUGGAGGAUUUUCCAGCUUUUUCUCAAGAUCACCCAAGCGCACAGAUGUCCUUGAUAAAGUAGUCGCACAUAGACUACCAACAUCAAGCAAUGUUAGAUGGAACUUCCACAGCCGUGCAAUCAAUACAGUGUUUGAGCACAGAGAGGACCUCAUCCGCUGUUUUCAAUCUAUUAGAGACUCAGGUGACUUUGACCCCGUUACCGUCAGAGAGGCAGGAGCCUUUGCCAUGCUGCUGGAGAAUCAGGAUUUCAAGUUUUUUUUGCAACUUUUCCACAACAUCAUGCCACAUGUGGACCUCCUCUAUGCCAAACUCCAGAAGAAGGACAUAGAUUCAGUCCACAUCAGGGGGAGCAUCCAGCAGUUUCAGCAGGACAUACAGAAGAUCAGAAAUUCUCUCCAUUCUCUGGUUGACCAAUGCAGUGAAGGUGGUUCUCAACCUAAGAGGCGGCGGUCACUCAGUCCAGAGGUCUAUGAACGGAUUGCAGCAGAAGUCUGUGAUACCAUACUCCGACACACAUUGGAAAGGUUCUCCUUCACAGACCACCUCGUUAGUGCCACCUUGCUGCAAGCAGACAGGUUUGAGCAGUAUACAAUGGCAUUUCCUGAAGAUGCACUAAGCAGGACUCUGAAGGCCUAUCCAGUGCUCGACGGAAGUAAGCUGAAGACAGAGCUUAGUCUUAUCUACUGCAAGGAAGAGUUUAGAGCCUGUUGUGGUGCUUUGGACCUACUCCAGCUGUUUAUGGAGAACAAUCUUGAGGAAGUCUUUUCAGAGACUGUAACUCUCCUAAAGAUUCUUGUAACCACACCCAUGACCACAGCAGAAGCUGAGAGGUGCUUCUCAACCUUGAAAAGAAUUAAAACAUUUCUGAGAAAUAGCAUGACCCAAGAGAGGCUGAAUGCAUUGGCCAUGUUGUCAAUAGAGAAGAGACUGGUGACUGAGAUGACUGACUUUAACCAGAAGGUCAUUGAGAAAUUUGCAAGCCAGAAAGAAAGGAGAGCAAAAUUUGUUUUCAAGUAGUACUACUGGCCAGUGAUUAGGCAACAUUUCUGUGUGUGUGUUUGAUUAUAUUAAUUACUUCAU